Messenger RNA from Oncorhynchus masou masou (cherry salmon), 2212 nucleotides. Its product is annotated as lysosomal protective protein-like. Gene Ontology annotation, molecular function: serine-type carboxypeptidase activity. The record is from RefSeq and is a predicted model, not a curated record. The transcript is spliced from 11 exons. NCBI's taxonomy places the organism in Eukaryota, Metazoa, Chordata, Actinopteri, Salmoniformes, Salmonidae. Gene Ontology annotation, biological process: proteolysis. Bases 126 to 1529 code for a protein of 467 amino acids.
AGUCAUAUGACCUGUAGUUCUUCUAUAUACAGGGCAUAGACACGGCAAUUGCUCCGCACACAGGACUUCGAGUUUAGCAUUUGAGGUCAACAUUGUUGGCGCAUUAGGCUAGUUUCGUCCUCGACAUGACCAGUAUGUCUUUUGUUAGUUUGGUGGUGUGUUUUCUUACUGGUUCGUGUCUUACAUGGGCUAACUACGCCCCUGACGAGGUAACCGAACUACCGGGAAUGUCGUUUAAACCAAACUACCGGCAGUGGUCGGGCUAUUUGAAAGCCAGCCCUGGAAAGUUUCUCCAUUACUGGUUUGUGACCUCACAGAGGGACCCACUGAAGGACCCUGUUGUGCUGUGGCUGAAUGGAGGGCCAGGCUGCAGCUCGCUGGAUGGCUUUCUGUCAGAGAACGGCCCCUUCCAUGUGAAUGAUGAUGGGGCCACUCUGUAUGAGAAUAAUUUCAGCUGGAACAGGAUCGCCAACGUUCUGUACCUAGAGUCCCCUGCAGGUGUGGGAUACUCCUACUCUGAUGACCAGAAGUACAAAACUGACGACGACCAGGUGGCUGACGACAACUACCUAGCUCUGCAGAGUUUCUUUGCCAAGUUUCCAAACUUCACACAGAAUGAGUUCUUCAUCAUCGGUGAGAGUUAUGGUGGGAUAUAUGCCCCGACACUCAGCCAGCGUGUGGCCACAGGGACCGCAAAGAUUAACUUCAAGGGCUUUGCAGUGGGUAAUGGCCUCAGUAGCUAUGCCCUGAAUGACCAGUCUCUGAUCUACUUUGGUUACUACCACGGCCUCUUUGGAGAACAGCUGUGGACAGAUCUGAACACAAACUGCUGUGAUAAGGGAACAUGUAACUUCUUCAACAACAGCAAGGACGCCUGCAAGACACUGUUGAGCCAGGCCUUUAGUAUUGUGUAUGAUUCUGGGCUGAAUGAGUAUGCACUUUACAUGGACUGUGAGGGUGGAGUCGGGGCCAGAGCCUAUGAGAGGAGCAUGAGCCACCUUUUCAGGAACUACAGGAAACACUGGGACACCUUCCAACUGCUGAAGGUGCCGUCCGUCACUGGCCAAACUCCUCUUGUGGGUGAGGUCCCUCCCUGCAUUAACAGCACAGCACAGAUGAACUGGCUCAACCGGGGUGAUGUGAGGAAAGCCCUACACAUCCCUGAUACACUUCCACCCUGGGACAUCUGCAGUGACGUGGUGGGAGGACAGUACACCAACAUCUACCCGACAGUGAAGGAUGUGUAUCUGAAGCUGCUGUCUCUGGGUGUCCGGGCGCUGGUCUAUAACGGAGACACUGACAUGGCCUGCAACUUCCUGGGAGACAAGUGGUUUGUGGAGCAGCUCAACCAGAAGACAACCACCAAGUACCAGAGCUGGAUAUCUGAUGACCAGAUUGCUGGCUUCUACGAGCAGUAUGGAAACCUCACCCUCCUGACUGUGAAGGGCGCUGGUCACAUGGUGCCGCAGUGGGCUCCAGGCCCCGCCUUAGACAUGUUCCAGUCCUUCCUGACAAACAAACCCUACUGAGCAUGCUCCUGGGGCUGCUUCCAGUGUCUGUAAUGGAACUUGUUAGUGGGUCAGGAUGAUGGCCCAUUUUUCUCAGGGUGUGUUGGGUGGAAAGGGGGAGUAAUCCUUCUCACCCCCCCCCUUAAAUGAUUUAGAUGCACUAUUGUAAAGUGGCUGUUCCACUGGAUGUCAGAAGGUGAAUUCACCAAUUUGUAAGUCGCUCUGGAUAAGAGCGUCUGCUAAAUGACUUAAAUGUAAAUGGGGAAACACAUGUUUUGUUUUUGUGAUCAAAUUAAAUGUUUCUGUUGCACUCUAAGUAAGUUCAUUAGAUCAAAGCGCAACUCUGGAGUUGGGGUGACAGGAGUGUAAUCGGACUAAGCCAUUUCUUAAUUUCAGUAAAUGUAUAAUUUUACUUGACGCAAACUGCAUAUUAAUAGCUUUACAGAAAUGUUUAGGUGCAUCACAUGUCAAAUAUUCCUUUGGUGAUGCUGUGCAAUCACUGGUUGGCUUUCUAACUGAUUAGCAGCUUAUUAAUCACAUCAGAGCUAUCAUUUGUCUUUUGAGUUUCUGUAUCUGGGUUUUCAAUUGUCACCACUUGGGGGAGCUGAAAUGCCAUGGAACUCAAAUAGCCAAAAGGCUAAUCAGCACUUUUAAAGAAUCCAACAUUCUUUGUCUUUCUAAUAAAUGCUUUUUAUGAAACCAUU